CUCGGCGGGACAUGGGAUGGAGCGGCGGGUGCUGUGUGCGGGGCUGUACUGGCUGCUGCUGCCGCUCGCUCUGCUCGCUGCCUGCCUUUUCCGCUUCAAUGUCCUCUCCCUGGUGUACCUGCUCUUCCUGCUGCUCCUGCCCUGGUUCCCAGGGCCCUCCCAGGGCUCUGCUCAAGGUCACUCUAGCCGCCUCCUCAAAGCUCUGCUGGCAACCAGCAUCCUCUUCCUCAUCGCCCACUUUGUCUUCCAAAUAUGCCUCUACACACUGCCUGUCCUGGACCAGCUGCUGGGGCCCAGCUGCAGCACCUGGGAGGUCCUUGCCCGCCACAUUGGGGUCACCAGGCUGGACUUGAAAGAUAUCCCCAACUCAGUGCGUCUGGUGGCCCCUGACGUUGGCGUCCUGCUGGUCUCCUCCCUCUGCCUCUGCCUGUGCCGCUGCCUUGUGCCCAAGGCCAGCGCUGCCACCCGCAGCCAGAGACCAGAGUCCCUGCAGCCCCCUGAGCAGGAGGAAGAGGACACGGAGCAGCACGGAGGCAGGGCCGGCAGGGACGCACCGCUCAGCACCAGGCUGCGGGUGACAGCUCACUGGCUGCUUUGGGCAGCUGGGAAGGGUUUGGCCGUCCUGCUGCUGGCCUUGGCUGGGAUCACCCUGCCCUCCGCCUCCUCCAGCAUCUACUACCUCGUCUUCGUGGGCCUCUGCACGUGGUGGGCCUGCCACCUCCCUGCCAACCGCCUGGCCUUUGACACCCUCUGCGUCCUCAUUGGCAUCUACACCGCCAGCCACCUCCUCUGCCUCUACACCUACCAGACGCCCUUCAUCCAGGGGGUCUUCCCACCCCCCACCAUCUGGGCACGGUUAUUUGGCUUCAAGGACAUUGUCCUGUACCACAACUGCUCCUGGCCCAAUGCUCUGGUGCUCAACACCAGCCAUCCUUGGCCUGUCUAUGCCAACCCUGGCAUCCUACUCCUCUUCUACUAUACUGUGGCCACCCUGGUGAAGCUGCGCCGCCUGGAUGCCAAGAGAACCAUGCCACUGGCGCAGCCACCAGCAAGAUGCCUGGCAAGUGAGCUGGUGGAGCUGGAGAGCUGGCCCAAGGACACUGAUUGUGUGACUGAGGACACCAAGCCCAUGCUGUCCUCCAGCACGGGGAAGCCGGGCAGUGAUGCUGAGAACUGCACCAUCCAUGUCAUGGCUAGCUCACCGCAGCCAGGUAAGCUGACCCACAUCACCUGCCCCUCCCCAGACCCUGCCUGUGACCUCGGGGGUGGCUCAUUGUCCCCCUCCCCAUGGGCAGGCAGGAAGCGUCCAGCCGAGCGACUGCUCCUGCACAGCCUGGGUCACGUUGUCAUGAGGCAGAGCUACGUCUGCGCCCUCAUCGCCAUGAUGGUGUGGAGCAUCACCUACCACAGCUGGUUGACCUUCGUGCUGCUGCUCUGGGCAUGCCUGAUCUGGAUAGUGCGGAGCCGGCAUCACUUCGCCAUGCUCUGCUCACCCUUCCUCCUCCUCUAUGGCAUCACUCUCUGCAGCCUUCAGUAUGUCUGGGGCAUGGACCUGGUCCCCGAGCUACCCACUCGUGUUGGCUUCAUGAGCCUCGAGCAGCUGGGCCUGGUCCGCCCCAAAUAUCCCUGCCUGGACCUGGGGGCUAAGCUCCUGCUCACCUUGACCUUCUGGCUGCUGCUGCGGGUCUUUGUCAAGGAGAAGGUGCUAACGAGGAGGUGUCCAACCACCCCACUGCUGGAGGUGACCAUCUCCUCGGAAGCAGAGUCCAGCCGGCAGCGGGACGUGCUGAAGGCGCUGGGCGCCCUGGUGACGGAUUUCUAUGCCAAGUACUGGAUCUGUGUCUGCGCUGGCAUGUUCAUCGUGGUCAGCUUCGCCGGGCGCCUCGUCCUCUACAAGAUCGUCUACAUGUUCCUCUUCCUCCUCUGCCUCACCCUCUUCCAGGUGUACUACAGCCUGUGGCGCAAGGUGCUGAAAGGCUUCUGGUGGCUGGUGGUGGCGUACACCAUGCUGGUCCUCAUUGCCGUCUACACCUUCCAGUUUGAGGACUUCCCCACGUACUGGAGGAACCUGACAGGCCUCACCGAUGAGCAGCUUGGUGAUCUGGGGCUGGAGCAAUUCAGCGUCUCCGAGCUCUUCACCAGCACCCUCAUCCCAGGCUUCUUCCUCCUGGCCUGCAUCCUCCAGCUCCAUUACUUUCACCGUCCCUUCAUGCACAUCACUGACCUAGAGCACGUCCCCACCACUGCUCCACCCACAUGCCACAUUCCCAGACCUGAGGAGCUUCACGGGAGCCGGCUGCUGAGGGAUGCAGCUGCUGCCGAGUGCGCUGGGGCAGACGACUCCGACACCGAAUCCCAGGUGCCCACCAAGUGGGGUCUGGUGCUGGAGCGCCUGAUCGUGCUGGGCUGGACCUUCUCGGACAUGCUGACCCGCACCCAGGUCUUCGUGGGGCGCCUGCUGGAGCUCCACAUCCUGAAGCUGGUGGCUCUCUACACUGUUUGGGUGGCCUUGGAGGAGGUGUCAGUGAUGAACUUCCUGCUAGUGCUGCUCUGGGCCUUUGCCAUGCCCUACUGCCGCUUCCGCCACAUGGCCUCCUGCCUCUCCACCAUCUGGACCUGCAUCAUCAUCGUCUGCAAGAUGCUCUACCAGCUCAAGAUCGUCAACCCCAGCGCCUACUCCAGCAACUGCACCCAGCCUCUCCUCAACAGCACCAACCUGAGCCCUCAGGAGCUGCCCAACUCCACGCUGUACCGUGGGCCCGUGGACCCUGCCGCCUGGUUCGGUGUCCGCAAGGGCUACCCCAACUUGGGCUACAUCCAGAACCACCUGCAGGUGCUGCUGCUGCUGGUGUUCGAGGCAGUGGUGUACCGGCGCCAGGAGUACUACCGCAAGCAGCACCAGCUGGUGGCCCCUGUCACCGAAACCAUCUUUGAAGACAUCUCCCGUGAGCACCUCGACCAGGGCCUCAUCAGCUGUGCCAAAUACUUCCUCAACUACUUCUACUACAAGUUUGGCUUGGAGAUCUGCUUCCUGAUGACGGUGAACGUGAUCGGGCAGCGGAUGAACUUCCUGGUGAUCCUCCACGGCUGCUGGCUGGUGGUCAUCCUGACGCGGCGCCGGCGGGCGGCCAUUGCCCGCCUCUGGCCCAAGUACUGCCUCUUCCUCGUCAUCUUCUUCCUCUACCAGUACCUGCUCUGCGUGGGCAUGCCUCCUGCCCUCUGCGUGGACUAUCCAUGGCGCUGGAGCAAAGCCCUCCCCAUCAACUCGGCGCUCAUCAAGUGGCUCUACCUGCCUGACUUCUUCAUGGCACCCAAAUCCACCAACCUCAUCAAUGACUUUGUGCUGCUGCUGUGUGCGGCGCAGCAGUGGCGGGUGUUCGAGGCCGAGCGCAGCGAGGAGUGGCUGCGGGCAGCUGGGGACAACAGUGACAGGCUCGACCUGGCACGGGACCCCCACAACCCCACCCCCAACUUCAUCCACUGCAGGUCAUACCUGGACAUGGCAAAGGUAGUGGUGUUCCGCUACCUCUUCUGGUUUGUCCUGGUGGUGGUCUUCAUCACCGGGGCCACCCGCAUCAGCCUCUUCGGCCUCGGCUACCUGCUGGCCUGCUUCUACCUGCUGCUGUUCGGCACCGCCAUGCUGCGCAAGCCGGCGCGGGCUCGCCUCGUGCUCUGGGACUGUCUCAUCCUCUACAACAUCACCGUCAUCAUCUCCAAGAACAUGCUGUCGCUCCUCUCCUGCGUCUUCGUGCAGCAGAUGCAGAGCAACUUCUGCUGGGUGAUUCAGCUCUUCAGCCUGGUCUGCACUGUCAAGGGCUACUAUGACCCCAAGGAGAUGGGCAAGGACCAGGACUGCUUGCUGCCCGUGGAGGAGGCGGGCAUCAUCUGGGACAGCAUCUGCUUCUUCUUCCUCCUGCUCCAGCGUCGCAUCUUUCUCAGCUACUACUUCUUGCACGUCAUGCUGGACUUCCAGGCCUCUGCUCUGCAGGCUUCCAGAGGCGUUGCGUUGUUCAAGGCCAGCACCCUGAAGAGGAUGCGCCACCACCAGCAAGCUGAGAAGAAGUCACUGGCCCAGCUGAAACGGCAGAUGGAGCGGAUCCGAGCCAAGCAGGAGAAGUACCACCAGGAGCGACUGCGCAGUGGCACCAGUGAGGGGCAGGAUGAUGCCAGAGGAGCAGAUGCCCCCAGAAGCCCUGUGGACCCCUCCCAGCAGAGGUCUCGGUGGUGGCGGCCAUGGUUAGACCACGCUGCAGUGCUUCAUUCUGGGGAAUACUUCCUCUUCGAGUCAGACAGCGAGGAGGAGGAGGAGACAGCAGUGUCAGAGGAGCAAGGCAGGCAGAGUGCCUUCCAGCUUGUGUACCAGGCCUGGGUGACCAACACCAGGACAGCACUGCGGCAGCAGGAGCAGACUGAGCCACCCAGUGCUGAGGGUGCUGCAGGAGACAGCGGAGCAAGGGAGGAGGAAGUCGAGACACCUGAAGAAGCUGGAGGCCAGGAGGAAGAGGAGGAGGAGGAAGGCUCUGAGCACAGCAACGUGGUGCAGCGGGCGCUGAACACGCUGCGGUUCCUGUGGGUGCUGUGCCAGGCCCUGGUGGAUGGGCUGACCCAGUGGCUGGAUGCCUGCACCCAGGAGCACGGUGCCAUGUCCACCAUCCUGCGCCUUGAGAGAUAUGUCCUCAGCCAGCACCUGGCCACGGGAGAGGACAUUCACCGUGGGCUCCUGGAUGAGCUCUACCUGUCAUCACCAUCUGAAGAUGCCCUCGAGGAGCCAGGUCCACAGGGGCCAGGGGGUGCAAACUCCCAUACUAGUAGCACUUCCAGGCAGGUGCAUAGAAACCCCCCGAGGGGGGAGCGGGAAGGACCUGCUGGGCACAGGGCUCAUCCCUGUCCCCAUGCCAUUCCCAGUGGGCACCAAGAAGUUGUACCCACCUCUGUGGGAUGUCCGCUGCCCACUGACAGCCAGGAGCGAGUGACAACCUGGAGGUCCCUAGAGAGCGUGGCUGGGUCUCAGGAGCUCCUGGCUCUGCCGCAGAACCGGAGCCGGACAGCCAGCGAGCUCCUCCUGAGCAGGAAGCUGGAAUUCUCUGAGCUGGAAGAAGCAGAGAAGUUCUAUCAGUCCCACAACCGGUUCCUGAAGCUGCUGCUGGCUGGGUACCGCUGCGUGGCCGCCCACUCUGAGCUCUUCUGCUACUUCAUCAUCAUCCUCAACAACAUGGUGACCGCCUCUGUCAUCUCCCUCUUCCUGCCCAUCCUCGUCUUCCUCUGGGCCAUGCUUUCCAUCCCUCGGCCCAGCAAGCGCUUCUGGAUGACUGCCAUCGUCUUUACUGAGGUGAUGGUGGUGGUGAAGUACCUCUUCCAGUUUGGGUUCUUCCCUUGGAAUGGCUACGCCAUGCUGGUGCGCAAUGAGGGCAAGCCCUUCUUCCCACCCCGUAUCCUGGGCUUGGAGAAGACCGACCACUACGUCAAGUAUGACCUCAUCCAGCUCCUGGCACUCUUCUUCCAUCGCUCCCAGCUGCUGUCCUACGGGCUGUGGGACCACGAGGAGGAUCCCUUCCCCAAGAAGAAGACGGAGGAUGAGGCAGAGGAGGAGAGGCAGGAGGAAGCAGCAUCCCCACCACUGGCAGUGGGUGCAGAAGGGACAGAGGUGCUGGCAGAGCCAGGGGUGCCGGACGCAGCCGCGGGCCCAGAGCUACAGGGUAAUACCAUGGAGCAGGAGGAGGGACCUGGCGCCACACAGCUCCGCUUCAGGAAGAAGAGGAAGCAAGGGAGGAAGCAGCCAGAGGUGGCUCUGGAGGAAGAGGAUGAGGAAAAGGAGGAAGAGGAUGAGAAAAAGGAGGAAGAGGAGAAGGAGGAAGAGGCCAAAGAAAGCCAUGCUCAGAGGAAGAUGAAGGCCUUUGGGCUGCGGGUCAAGCUCUUCUUCCUCACCAUGGCACAGAACAUCUACCAGCCGGUGCGUGGGUUCUUCCGGGACAUCCUGCACACCCAGCACCGGGCAGCCACCGACGUCUACGCCUUUAUGUUCCUGGCUGAUGUCGUGGACUUCAUCAUCAUCAUCUUCGGCUUCUGGGCCUUUGGGAAACACUCUGCAGCUGCGGACAUCACCUCCUCACUGUCAGAUGACCAAGUGCCAGAGGCCUUCCUGGUCAUGCUGCUGAUCCAGUUCACCACCAUGGUCAUUGACCGUGCGCUCUACCUCCGCAAGACUGUGCUGGGCAAGCUCAUUUUCCAGGUCAUCCUGGUCUUCAGCAUCCACCUCUGGAUGUUCUUCAUCCUGCCAGCCGUCACUGAAAGGUUGUUCAACCUCAACAUGGUGGCCCAGCUGUGGUACUUUGUGAAGUGCAUCUACUUUGCACUGUCAGCGUACCAGAUCCGCUGCGGCUACCCCACCCGCAUCCUGGGCAACUUCCUCACCAAGAAAUACAACCACCUCAACCUCUUCCUCUUCCAAGGGUUUCGCCUUGUGCCCUUCCUGGUGGAGCUGCGGGCCGUCAUGGACUGGGUCUGGACGGACACCACACUGUCCCUCUCCAACUGGAUGUGCGUGGAGGACAUCUACGCCAACAUCUUCAUCAUCAAGUGCAGCCGCGAGACGGAGAAGAAAUACCCCCAACCCAAGGGGCAGAAGAAGAAGAAGAUUGUGAAGUAUGGCAUGGGUGGCCUCAUCAUCCUCUUCCUCGUGGCCAUCAUCUGGUUCCCACUGCUUUUCAUGUCCCUGGUGCGCUCCGUGGUGGGUGUGGUGAACCACCCCAUCGACGUCACCGUCACCCUCAAGCUGGGGGGGUACGAGCCUCUUUUCACCAUGAGUGCCCAGCAGCAAUCCAUCCAACCCUUCACCCCCCGAGACUAUGAAGACCUCACCAGAAAGUUUGAGAGACAGCCGGUGGCCAUGCAGUUCAUCACGCUGUACGGCUACGAGGACAUCGUGACGGCUCGCAUCGAGGGCAGCUCGGGCUCGCUGUGGAGCAUCAGCCCCCCCAGCCGGGAGCAGAUGCGCCGGGAGCUGCAGAACGGCUCCUCAGACAUCACCCUGCGCCUCACCUGGACCUUCCAGAGGGACCUGGGCAAAGGGGGCACGGUGGAGCACACUUUUGACAAGCACACCACCGACCUGCAGCCUGGUGCACCUCAGCGCAUGGAGCUGGCCCAGCUGCUGCAGGGCACCCGCAACACCCCUGUGAGAGUGCCCAAACUCUUCCCCAAAUACAUCCGGGCACCCAAUGGGCCAGAAGCCAACCCAGUGAAGCAGCUGCUGCCAGAUGGGGAGGACAGUUACCUGGAUGUGGAGGUGCAGCUGAAACGGGAGCGCACAGGCACCGGCCGAGGAGGGGGUGACAGGUUCUUGGAGUGGUGGGUGGUGAAACUGAAAGAAGACCCUCCCCGGGAUGACAACAUCCUGCCCAUGGUCAUCUUCAACGAUAAAGUCAGCCCCCCCAGCCUGGGCUUCUUGGCUGGCUACGGGAUCAUGGGGCUGUACGUCUCCAUCGUGCUGGUGAUCGGGAAGUUCGUGCGCGGUUUCUUCAGCGAGAUCUCCCACUCCAUCAUGUUUGAGGAGCUGCCCUGUGUGGACCGCAUCUUGAAGCUGUGCCAGGAUAUCUUCCUGGUACGGGAGACGGGCGAGCUGGAGCUGGAGGAAGAGCUCUACGCCAAACUCAUCUUCCUCUACCGCUCCCCUGAGACGAUGAUCAAGUGGACGCAGGAGAAGGAGUAAGGGGAAGGGGCUCUGGACCACCUCUCAGCCCCAUUCCCAAGGACAUCACCACAAAUGCCUUAACCAGCCCCUGCCAAAGCUGGGGCUGUAUCCUGCCAGGGGAGGCAGUGGGACGCAGGGUGCUCAGCACUCAGUUUUCAGGAUGCUUUUUCUUACUGUGUUCUGAAGCCAUCCAGCCCUGAGGAGACCACAUUGUGCCUUCCUGGGUGGGGGACAGAAGUGCGCCCCCACCACCAUGCUGGGCACUCCUGACUGUUGGGCUGGGGUGUGUGGGGGGGUGAGGAUCUGCCCCAUGCCCCCUCCCCAACUCCUCCCAGCCCUGCUCCAGAACCAGGGUGUACUGCAAAGCAAUAGCCCCCCAGCCCCAGGAUGGGGGGCCCUGGGUCAUGCCCUCCCAACCCAAGCCAAGCCAAGCUGGGUGGGUGGGGGUGGCAGCCCCAGCUGGACUCUAGAGACACUUGGGACUUUGGUUUUGUUUGGUUUUUUAUUAAUUCAAAUGAUUUAUUUAUACAGAAUCAAAUAAAACCAAGCUGAGGCC
This is a messenger RNA of Pogoniulus pusillus (Red-fronted tinkerbird), 8246 nucleotides long. It is a transcript of the gene PIEZO1, whose product is annotated as piezo type mechanosensitive ion channel component 1 (Er blood group). The transcript is spliced from 49 exons. The record is from RefSeq and is a predicted model, not a curated record. Gene Ontology annotation, cellular component: membrane. NCBI's taxonomy places the organism in Eukaryota, Metazoa, Chordata, Aves, Piciformes, Lybiidae. Gene Ontology annotation, molecular function: mechanosensitive monoatomic ion channel activity. Bases 17 to 7708 code for a protein of 2563 amino acids.